Alosa sapidissima (American shad) is the source of this 8506-nucleotide messenger RNA. It is a transcript of the gene itsn1, whose product is annotated as intersectin 1 (SH3 domain protein). The coding region runs from base 202 to 5556 and encodes 1784 amino acids. Gene Ontology annotation, biological process: intracellular signal transduction; positive regulation of Rho protein signal transduction. Lineage: Eukaryota; Metazoa; Chordata; Actinopteri; Clupeiformes; Clupeidae. Gene Ontology annotation, molecular function: protein binding; guanyl-nucleotide exchange factor activity; calcium ion binding. The transcript has 41 exons. The record is from RefSeq and is a predicted model, not a curated record.
UUCCAACUAGCGUAGCAGUCCGGCGGGUGCAUGGGAGAGCGAGACAGGGAGUAGAAAAAUAAAGCUGGAAAAUACUUCAUGAAUUAAAGGGAUUUGUUCUUUUGUUUGAAGUACUUCAACGUUUUUCUUGCAAAUAACUAUUCAGAAAUGGAAAGUGAACGAUGAGGAGUCUAUGGCCCAGCUACAGCUGACUGACUGAACAUGGCUCAGUUUCCCACGUCCUUCGGAGGGGGUGCGGACACCUGGGUCAUCUCUGUGGACGAGCGAGUCAAACAUGACCAGCAGUUCCACAGUCUCGCGCCCACCCCUGCUGGCUUCAUCACAGGUGACCAGGCCAGGAACUUCUUCCUCCAGUCUGGCCUGCCCCCUCCGAUCCUGGCCCAGAUAUGGGCCUUGGCCGACAUGAACAGCGAUGGGAAGAUGGACAUGCACGAGUUCUCCAUCGCCAUGAAGCUCAUCAAGCUGAAGCUGCAGGGCCACCCGCUGCCCCCCUCGCUGCCCCCCUCCAUGAAGCAGCCGUCUCUCAUGACCCAGCCCCCGCCCUUCGCGGCCAUGCCACCAGUCCCCCCGAUGCCCACCCUGCCUCCCGGCAUGCCCUUAGCAGUGCCACCUGGUGUGUCCCCCAUGCCCAUCCCCCCUAUCCCAGGCAUGGGUAUGUCCCCCCCGCUGGUCUCCUCCGUGCCCCCUCCCGUGCCACCGAUGCCCAACGGAGCGCCCGCCAUGAUCCCGCCUAUUACCGGCUUCACCAACCCAGCCUCAGCAGCACUCAACAAAAGCUCUUCUUUUAACCGCUCCAGUGCCAAGCUCCAGAAGGGCCAGUCCUUUGAGACGCCCAGUGCCCCCGCGGCGCCCCCUCCCCCAGACUGGGCCGUGCCUCAGUCGUCCCGGCUAAAGUACCGCCAGCUCUUCAACAGCCACGACAAGAUGAUGAGCGGCCACCUCACAGGUCCCCAGGCGCGCACCAUCCUUAUGCAGUCCAGUCUACCACAGGCUCAACUGGCCACCAUAUGGAACCUCUCGGACAUAGACCAGGACGGGAAGUUGACGGCCGAGGAGUUCAUCCUGGCGAUGCACCUGAUUGACAUGGCGAUGUCAGGCUUGCCCCUUCCUCCACUACUCCCACCCGACUUUAUUCCUCCCACAUUCAGGAGGGUGCGUUCAGGCAGUGGGGUCUCGGUGACAAGUGUGCAUUCCGUUGACCUGCGCGUACCAGAAGAGCCCGAAGAGGAGGACCCGAAGAUAUUGCCAGUGACGUUCGAGGACAAGAAGCGUGAGAACUUUGAGCGGGGCAACCUGGAGCUGGAGAAGCGUCGGCAGGCCCUGCUGGAGCAGCAGCGUCAGGAGGCGGAGCGCGUGGCCACGCUGGAGCGCCACGAGCAGGAGCGCAAGGAGCGCGAGCGGCAGGAGCAGGAGCGCCGCAGGCUGCACCAGCUGGAGAGACAGCUGGAGAAGCAGAGGGAGCUGGAGAGGCAGCGCGAGGAGGAGAGACGCAAGGAGAUCGAGAGGAGAGAGGCUGCCAAGCGUGAGCUGGAGCGCCAGCGGCAGCUGGAGUGGGAGCGGAACCGCCGGCAGGAACUCCUGAACCAGAGGAACCGAGAACAGGAGAACAUCGUUCUACUCAAGGCCCGCAAGAAGACCCUGGAGUUUGAGCUGGAGGCCCUGAGCGAUAAGAAAACACAGCUGGAGGGAAAGCUGCUGGACCUGCGCUCGCGUCUCUCGGGUCAGCGGCAGGAGAUCGAGAACACUAACAAGACCCGCGAGCUCCGCAUCGCCGAGAUCACCACACUACAGCAGCAGCUGCAGGAGUCUCAGCAGUGGCUGGCUCGUCUGAUCCCGGAUAAGCAGUGUCUGAAUGACCAGCUCAAACAGGUCCAGCAGAACAGCCUACACAGAGACUCCCUGACGAACCUGCAGAGGGCGCUGCAGGUGAAGGAGACGGCACGGCAGCAGCUGAAGGAUCAGCUGGAUGAGGUGGAGCAGGAGACGCGCGCCAAACUGCUGGAGAUAGACGCCUUCAACACACAGCUCAAGUGGGAGGGCUCGCUGGCGAACGAGGCGCUGCAGGACUGCCUCUCCUCCCUGUCCGCCUGUCUCAGGCGCAUAGGGCGCUACCUCCAGGAGCUCAGGGAGAUCCACGCCAAGCAACAGCAACGGCACAAGCAGAUGGAGACGCUGGAGGGCGACGCCCAGCCCACCAUCGAUGACAGGAAGUCCGUAGAGCUGCCGGAGGCCAGGUUGUCGGGUACAGAUGAGGUGGUCUCUCCGGCCCCCACUCCCACGCCACCUCCGGCACAGGCGUGGCUGAGCAGCGUGAGUGUAAACGAAGAGGAGAUGACCGUGCGGAAGGACACGCCGGAUAAACUCAGCCAGCUCUUCCUGCCUCCACCACAGCCACAGCCAAAGCUGCUGGGCCAGGCACCGUGGCCCACGGGAGAUAAGCCCCCUGCAAUGAGUUCCAUUCAGGAGAAGAUGAAAGUGGUCUACUAUCGAGCGCUGUACCCUUUUGAUGCCCGUAGCCACGAUGAAAUCACCAUCCAGCCUGGAGACAUCGUCAUGGUGAAGGGAGAGUGGGUGGACGAGACUCAGACGGGAGAGCCUGGUUGGCUGGGGGGUGAGCUGAAGGGAAAGACCGGCUGGUUCCCCGCCAACUACGCUGAGAAGAUUCCGGAAUCCGAGGUCCCACUCAGCCUGCGCACCGCAGCGGCCACCUCCGGCCCCGCCCCUAAGCUGGCCAGCACCCGGAUCACGCCCACCACACCCACCACGCCCACACCCACACCCACCGCCAUCCAGCCCCCGCCCCCUGAGAUGGGCCCGGUCCAAUCAGCAGCUCCCCCCGCCCCUCUUCCUCCUCCGGGCGCUGCCGCCUCCUCGUCGUCCUCAGCCUCCAGUAACUGGGCGGAUUUCAGCACGACGUGGCCCUCUAACUCGGUGGACAAGCCUGACAGUGACGGCUGGGAUGCGUGGCCCUCUCAGGCGGCCCCUACCACUGCCCCUCCCCCGGCCCCCCAGCCCAGCCUGUCCGUGCCCAGCGGAGGCCCCCUACGCCAGCGCUCCGCCUUCACCCCCGCCACCCUCAGCGGCUCCUCACCCUCACCUGUGCUGGGACAGGGCGAGAAGGUGGAGGGUCUGCAGGCGCAGGCCCUGUACCCGUGGCGGGCCAAGAAGGACAACCACCUGAACUUCAACAAGAGCGAGAUCAUCACGGUGCUGGAGCAGCAGGACAUGUGGUGGUUCGGUGAGGUGCAGGGCCAGAGGGGCUGGUUUCCCAAGUCCUACGUGAAGCUCAUCUCAGGCCCCGUACGCAAGUCCGUCAGUAUUGAGUCAGGCUCGUCAGAAAGCCCACCAAGUGUGAAGAGACCUAGCCCCUCACCCAGCAAACCUCUGGAACUCGGAGAAGAGUAUAUAGCCAUGUACACGUAUGAGAGCACGGAACAAGGCGACCUGACCUUCCAGCAGGGGGAUGUCAUCACUGUCACCAAGAAGGAAGGCGAUUGGUGGACAGGAGUAGUGGGGGGAAGGACAGGGGUUUUCCCCUCCAACUACGUCAAGCCCAAGGACUCUGAUGCUUUAGGAGCAGCAGGGAAGACGGGGAGUCUGGGGAAGAAGCCAGAGAUUGCACAGGUCAUUGCCCCCUACACAGCCACAGGGGCCGAGCAGCUGACUCUGGCCCCCGGCCAGCUCAUCCUCAUUCGCAAGAAGAACCCUGGAGGCUGGUGGGAGGGGGAGCUGCAGGCGAGGGGGAAGAAGCGCCAGAUUGGUUGGUUCCCGGCCAAUUAUGUCAAAUUAUUGAGCCCAAGCACCAGUAAGACCACACCCACGGAGCCGACGCCCCCCAAACUACCCACACCAAGUGCAGUGUGUCAGGUGAUCGGCAUGUAUGACUACACGGCGCAGAAUGACGACGAGCUGCCCUUCGGCAAAGGUCAAAUCAUCAACGUCCUGAGCAGGGAGGACCCUGACUGGUGGAAGGGCGAACUGAACGGCUCUGUGGGUCUCUUCCCCUCAAACUACGUCAAGCUGACCACCGACACUGACCCCAGCCAGCAGUGGUGCGCCGACCUGCACCUCCUGGACAUGCUGACCCCCAUGGAGCGCAAGCGGCAGGGCUACAUCCACGAGCUCAUCGUCACCGAGGAGAACUACGUCAAUGACCUGCAGCUGGUCACCGAGAUCUUCCAGAAGCCUCUAUUGGAGUCGGAGCUGCUGACGGAGAAGGAGGUGGCCAUGAUCUUCGUCAACUGGAAGGAGCUGAUCAUGUGCAACAUCAAGCUGCUCAAGGCCCUGCGCGUGCGGAAGAAGAUGUCGGGCGAGCGCAUGCCGGUGAAGAUGAUCGGGGACAUCCUGACGGCGCAGCUGCCCCACAUGCAGCCCUACAUCCGCUUCUGCAGCUGCCAGCUCAACGGCGCCACACUCAUCCAGCACAAGACCGACGAGGCGCCCGACUUCAAGGACUUCGUCAAGAGGUUGGCCAUGGAUCCGCGGUGUAAAGGGAUGCCCCUCUCCAGCUUCCUGCUCAAGCCAAUGCAGAGGGUCACCCGCUACCCCCUCAUCAUCAAGAAUAUUUUAGAGAACACGCCAGAGAGUCACCCGGACCACAGCCACCUGCGCCAGGCACUGGAGAAGGCCGAGGAGCUGUGCUCGCAGGUCAACGAGGGCGUCAGGGAGAAGGAGAACUCCGACCGGCUGGAGUGGAUCCAGGCACACGUGCAGUGUGAGGGGCUCUCAGAGCAACUGGUGUUCAACUCUGUGACCAACUGCCUGGGCCCACGCAAGUUCCUCCACAGCGGCAAGCUCUACAAGGCCAAGAGCAACAAGGAGCUGUACGGCUUCCUGUUCAACGACUUCCUGCUGCUCACCCAGAUCAUCAAGCCGCUGGGCUCGUCCGGCUCCGACAAGGUGUUCAGUGCCAAGUCCCACCUGCAGUACCGCAUGUACAAGACGCCCAUCUUCCUGAACGAGGUUCUGGUGAAGCUCCCCACUGACCCUUCCGGAGACGAGCCCUUAUUCCACAUCUCGCACAUCGACCGCGUCUAUACCAUACGGGCCGAGAGCAUCAAUGAGAGGACGGCGUGGGUGCAGAAGAUUAAGGCAGCCUCGGAACUCUUCAUUGAGACCGAGAAAAAGAAGAGGGAGAAGGCCUACCUGGUACGCUCCCAGAGGGCCACAGGCAUCGGCAGACUCAUGGUCAACAUCGUCGAAGGGAUCGAGCUCAAGCCCUGCCGUUCCCAUGGGAAGAGUAACCCCUACUGUGAGGUGACGAUGGGGUCGCAGUGCCACAUCACCAAGACCCUGCAGGACACGCUGAACCCCAAGUGGAACUCCAACUGUCAGUUCUUCAUCAAAGACCUGGAGCAGGAUGUGCUGUGUGUUACCGUCUUCGAGAGGGACCAGUUCUCCCCUGAUGAUUUCCUGGGCAGGACCGAGAUCCGCCUGGCGGACAUUAAGAAAGACCAGGGCUCCAAGGGGCCCAUCACCAAGCGGCUGCUGCUUCACGAAGUCCCCACAGGCGAGAUCGUAGUGCGCCUUGACCUGCAGCUCUUUGAUGAAACUUGAGCAGUCCCAUGCCUCUCAAAUACACACACACACACUACUACGCCCCUUUCUUCCCACCCUUGGUGUUUUGAGGCCUAGCAGCCUACUGUGACAAUCCCACCUGCCCUGCUCCAAAAACACACACCAUACCCCAGUGUGUGUGUGUGUGUGUGUGUGUUUAUUUCUGCUUGGAAGCAAGUGUGUGUCUCUGCGUGUCUGUGUAAAAGCUGUGACAGUCUUAAUCAGUGAUCUAUUUUUAUGAACAAUUUUAUGUUUUUAAAUCAUGACCAUUAUACACAUGGGGACACCAGUGCUGAGGUCUCUAGCCGGCUGAGGUAGCCUGAGAGGAAAUAAGACUCUAGUAUUUAUCAGCUUCAUCUCUCUCUCUCUCACUGCUGCAGCUGUUUUAUCAGUAGUUUUGCUAAAAGAACACUAUUCAUAUAUGUGGCCUAAAUAUGGGAAGGACAGAUUUAAAGACCAAUUUGUAUCAAUAGGUGAAUUGACUCUUGGGAGGUGAGGUGGAGGGGAGAAAGUUAAAAGUACAUCAGCAUGCAAAAGAAAAGAGUAGGAGGAAAGCCUGUGUGUAGCUGGUUCAUUUCCCCUCUUAGUUGCUUAGUGUCAAAGCUCUGUUUCCAGGGUGUGGACUCGCGUCACAAACUGCGUCUGGCGCAGGCCGUCUGGACUGUCAGCGACCACAGAUAAGGCUGUUGGUGCACGUACUGUAGAUUUAGCAGAACAGAAACCCUUCAAACACAUCCACUAUGAGCCAAAAGCCAGUAUCCUCAGUCAGUAAGCAGUAGAUUCAUUCCAGCCGCAGCUAUUAUCAGCGUAGUUCCAUCUCUUUUUUUUUUUUGUUUUGUUUUUCCAAGUCGUUGGUUUAGGUACAAAACAUCCAAGGCAUCAGGCAGAUAUGAUCUGUAGGCAUGCUGUAAAACUGCAUUAAGCAUGUUUGGAUUGGUCAGGCAUUGUUUUCUUUCAUAUAAAUUUGGUCUUUAAGUAUUUGCGCCUUCAGCAGUGCAGAUUAGGUUAGCAUUAAGGUCAUCUGUAGUGCCACAGUGUUGACCCUCUCACAGAGCUGUCAGCGCUCUACCCCACAAAUGUCCAGAUAAGUCCAGGUUGACCAUAAGCAAACAACUCGCAUUCCAAUCCACCGUUAAACAAUGUGUGCCAUGUGAGAUGUCAAAGGAUGUCCAAAUGUAUGCAAAUGACCUGUUCAGAAAGUGCUCCUUGAUUUAGUUCAGGAGGUCUUCAACUGGCAUCGCAACUCUUAAUGAUCUCAGACUGACCAAGAUUUGUUUAUUUUGUUUCAUUUUAAUCUUAAUUUAUAAAUUAUUUAUUGGAUUGACGCAGGUUUGAGACCAGGUCCCGUAUGUGAAUGUAAACAGGGUGGUGAUGGAGAGGAGAUGGGAGGUAGCCCUACUUGAGUGAAGUUUUGAUACAUGACCAAGCCUGUGACUGUCACCACGGGCACAUUCAUGACAACGGUUUUGGUGAGCAAAACUUGUAGCAAUAUGUGAAGCCUUGUUUAAGCAUCAUAAAGAAUGGGGAGUGCACAGGGAAACCUUCAAAUAUUUGAGAAAAAAACACACUCCAUUCUGCUGCAUUCCAAGAAGUCUCAUAAUAUUCUGCCUUGACACACUCCUAAAGCUGUCAAAGUGGUCAAGGAUUUUUAAGUGGAGUUAGCAUUGCGUAUGUAUAUAAAGGAGAUAAGAGAUAAAUAAGAGAGUUAUGAGUGACCACAGACGAGAGCCAGGGGCUAAGUGAUCUGGGAUUAUAUGAAGUUUGUGAUGCCUAACCCUGAUGCGCUCUUCCUCUCAAUCAUUCAUAUCUAACCGUUUGGAAACAUGUACUGUAUAUUUGCUGUCAUUUUUUGUUGUUUUGAAUUAGUUGUUUUUUCCAUACAUCAAAAAAGGUAACUAUUUAAUAUAGAGUGCUAUAUUUAUGAUGGGUAUGAGUGACAUUGGUCAUGAUUGUGGAGGACCACUUUUGUAAAUGUGCAUUUUUGAUUUCGAUGGGUGUUUUUUUCCCCUACAGGAAUUGUGCUUUGGGUGGGGAUGCUAGUGUGGUUAACACUGUACAGUAGUUGUAUAUGUUUGUAAAGAGCAACUGUUUUGAGGUCAGCCUUCCAAAUCAGUUUUUGAAUUUGUUUUCAUCCACAAGACGAGUAGCUGACAGGUGAAUAGUGGUACUGAGAUAUGCUGUUAGGAGUGUUUUUAGUACAAAUAUGAAAUGAUGCUGGAUAAAAAUGGUCACUUAACAUUAAAAGAAUGAAAUAGAGUUGGUCAAAAGGGAAAUGCUGACCCGUGAUGUUUGUUUGUGUAUCUGGUCUUUCUCACGAGGAAGAAGCAUAUUCCUUAUUACCGCCUAGACAGGUUCCUUGAAUUGACCAGUCUUAGGGCAGCUCUGCUGAAAGGUGGAGUCAGGACUGAGGUGAUCUUUGGACAGACCCUUGCUGUUUUGUGAAAUGACCUGCCCGGGGAAGAGAAGCUGGAUUGUUUUCUCCUGUAGCAGCUCUGUACAUGUGUGUGUGGCGUUCUGUGCGUUUGAGAUGAAUAGUUAAGAAUAGAAACCUUAGGUUUCUUCUCUCUCUCUCUGUGUGUGUGUGAUUCCAUGUGGUAUGUAAGAGUGUGAAUUCAUGUCAUAAGCCCUACAGAUGAAUAGUGGGUCCAAAGGCUGCUUGACUAGUACCCAACACCCUGACCUUUGACCCUUGCUGUUCCCGUGGCGCUCAGUUCUGUACAGUCCAAAGCAGUUGGCUCGCCCAUUUUUUUUUUUUUUUUUUUUUUUAAGGAUGAAGCAGUCUUACUGAAUCAAUGUACAGGAAGUGUCCAUGUUACAAGCUCUGAAGGAAGUAUAAUAUAUUACUACUUGAACAUGAAUUAUGUUGAUGACAAUGUAUUGUUAUCAAUGUAGGAGCAUUAUUAUUAUGUUAUUGUCUUAAAUGUUACCAAUAAAUCUCAAUUGGACCAAA